This is a messenger RNA of Neolamprologus brichardi, 5688 nucleotides long. Lineage: Eukaryota; Metazoa; Chordata; Actinopteri; Cichliformes; Cichlidae. The record is from RefSeq and is a predicted model, not a curated record.
AGUCCCACUUUUUGCUUCAGUGAAGCGUCCGCAGACAAACGACGCUGACAGCAGAGGACACGCUCUCCUGGCACCUUAAACGCGAGGGCUGAAGCCGGGCGUGCAAACACAUCCAGGCUGCAGUUGUUUCCUGAAGUUUAACUUUUCACGGAAAUGCUUCACCUGGAGUUUUCCUUCGGGCGCUGAAAGUUUGGAGUUGGAGAGCGAGGGCGAAGCAGGGCGACGCUUCAAAUGGAGAGCGGCUAAACCAGUCUUUAAAGUUUCGUUACGGGUGUAGCUCCAGUGUGAGGUGGGAUGUCAAACCGUGACUCACUGGGGUUUGGGGACCUGCUUCCCCAGGACGUGGUCAACAUUUUUGCUCACGAGAAGCACAGCAAAAAGGGGCGGAAGAAGCGCACUCGUUCGCUGGGUCGCGCUUUGGGCUGGCUGAAGGGUAAGAGGAGGAAGAAUCUCAGCCUGAAUGAGAAGAACCCCGGGCUGGGUCCUGCUCUGGACCUGGCUUUGGAUGGGCACCCUGCUGGGAAUCAGGGUGGACACAAGGGAGGACAGAAGUCUGGAAGGCAGGCUCAUCUGCAGGGCAACAGCCAUGCUGCCCUAAAGCUAGAUGAUGAUGAAAAGACCCCAGCACCCCCGUUGUUCCAGGAGAAUGUGUUCAUUGAGUCCAGCAGGCCCAAGUACCUGGAGGACCUUCACACUGAGGCCCUGCAAGGAUUGAAAAUGAUGCAGGAGGAAGAAACCAAUAAUGGAGUGGAAUACCAGGACAGCGUAAGCACAAUUUCGACAAUGACGGCUCAAACAGAUGGAGAAAGUGCUGGGUUUAUGACGGACAGCACGAUUCCUGAUACGUCUUCUGUCGCCUCUGUGCAAUCGUCAGUGUCCACUAGAUCCUCCCGCUCUGGACUCACCAGACAAGGUUCAACAUUCAGACCUUUGAACUCUGGGAAAAAGUCAGAAAAGACCAGGACCAGAAGACGCCACAGGAAGACUGUUGUGGGUAUCCCACAUCAUGUUCAGAGAGAGCUGGGUCUGGACAGAGUUGACUGGAUACUGAAUCCAAAGUUAGAUGAGGAACAGCUUUUUAAUGGCGAGACUAAUCUCAGUCCAACUACAGAUGGGCAACAGAUGGGAUCACAGUCUGAAAAAGGAGCCAGUAUUAAUGUUCCAGGCAUAAGCAUCCAGCCUCUCAACAAGAAAAAUGUCAAGCAGCUCGGUGCUACCCAUGCUGCUCAUAGAGAUGAUCUCGCCCUGCUGCACCGCCUGCGUCCCGCCUUGGAAGAUGAUCAGAGGCCUCGAUCUUUAGCUGUACCCUGGUUGACCACUGCCUCCAGCCUUCAACAGGAGCUCCCCGUCAUGUCCAUGUCACCCCAGGCUGCUUACAUGUCCAAAAUCAUUCCCAAUGCCAUUUUGCCACCCGCAAUCGAUGUGGUGGAGAUCAGCCGUGGGCGUAGUCGGAACAGUGUCCGCACUGUCAGCAAAAGCAGCCUGAUGCUCUCCAGCCCAGCUCCGUCCCGUGCUUCUUCUAGAGCAUCUUCAGUGAGAACCUAUUCCUCCAAAUCGUCCACCAUCACCUCUGCCUCUCGCAACAAUCCUCCAAAUCUGUCUGACACAUCGUGUUGGAGUAAUUCUGACUCGUCCGAGACAUUGGUAUCUGACUCUUCAACCAUCUCCAACAGCAGCACCCCAAAACAAAAGAGAAAUGGCAAUGCUUCUGCUAAGAAGGACAAAGUUGAUGCUCACUCCUCUAUAAGCAAGGCCUCCAGCUCCAAUGGCAGGGUGAUCGUUAGGGGAGAUGAGGUUAAGAAAGACGGACAGUUUGUGCGUAGCCUCUCUGUUACGAAGCCAAAAAGGGCCCCUCCUCCUCCAAACCGCUCCUAUUCCCUCCACAGUAAAAUGAAGCGGCAGCCCCGUUAUCCAGCAGAGAUUAGGGUCCUGCCAGGAGAAAAUUCUCUCCACAGCAAUUCAGCCCCAAGUGAGGAAAGUGACCAAACCCAAUCUGACUCUCAUCCCUCCAAGACUCUGGACAGCCCUGGCUACAAUGCUGACACCAGUUCUCUGGAUGAUUCAAUGGGCUCUUCGUCAGUCGGUCCCUUUAAAACUCAGCUGCAGGCAAUCAAAAGAUCGAAAGAUGCUUCACAAGAGAAGCGGGAACUGCUUGCGGAGAAUAAGCUAAACAAUGUCAGUGGCAACUCCAGCCAAGAUGGCACAUCCCCACAGCUCACUAAACAAGCUAACGGUUCAUCUCCAAAGCAUAAGAACAGCAUUUUAACAAAGCUUCAAAAAGUAUUUGCUGGAUCCUCUUCAAUUAAGUCAGAGUCAUCUAAAUAUAAUAAGUGCACUGAGGAACAUAAAGCUGAUUCAAAAGACACUGUCAGUCCCUCUGUACAGGCCUUGAUAGAACUUUUCAAUAUCCCUCCACCACCUAAAAUCCAUGCACCUCCACCUCCUCCACCUGAUGUAUGGUCCCAUAGUUUGCGUUCAUGUGAGCUGAUCCUGGGACCCCCAGCCCCUGGCAAGACUUAUGCUAUUGCAAAGAAGAACCCGAAGGACCGGAGACAACAGAGGCAGUCUCCUGCAGCUGCUGAGGAGUUGGCUAAGAGCUUGGCAGUAGAAAGAAAGCACAAAAAUCCAUCAGUGACGACAGAGUCCGUUAAUGGAUCCCUACAUGUGCUCGAAUUGAAGAAAGUUCAAGAAAGUGGGAUUUUGAAUGCAGAGAUUUGCAAAGAUAGCAAUGAAAGACUGGCUCAGAAUGUAGAUUUGAAUGGACGUGGUAAUGAGAAAGGGAGAGUAAGUGAUAUGUUGAAUGGAAUGUUAAUGAAGGCUGUAGAGAGACGAGAAGAAAGACUUGCAGCAAUAAAAGAAGAAGCAGCUAAUAAAACAACCGGCCAAGCUACAGAGGUAAAGACUAACACUGACAGAGCACCUGCCAUUUCAUUAAUUCACGUUUCCCCAGCGCUAUCUGCUCCUCUGGUGCAACGUGUUUCCCAGCCCCUCCCCAGACAGACCACAGAAAUCAAUCCCAUUACAUCAGUAAAAGUUGUAUCCCCUGAAUCUUCCUGGCCCCCUCCACCACCACCACCGGCAUCAGGUAGCCCCAGUGGGCCAGAUGAAAUAGAUUUUCCUCUUCCUCCACCCCCACUGUUUGGUGAUGAUUCAUCCAUUAUACCUGUUCAGGUUCCACCAAAGUCCUCCCUCAGGAGUGACUCCUCUUGCACGACUACAUCGGUUAUAUCAGUAGUGAAAAAGGACAUCAUUAAGGUGGUCAUGGAGCCUGAACUUCACAAGUCCAGUACAUCUCAGGGGGUAGCGCCUUCUCCCUUAAAUAUUCCUCCUCCCCCACCAUAUACAGCACCCCCUCCACCACUUACAGAGGUUCUGCCUACUGCAACUGAUAAGGCAUCUCUGACACUUUCUCCACCACCACCUGUAGAGUUUGGUCCUGUAAUACCAAAAAAGCCACCUUCACCCGUGGUUCAAGAUGUGCCCCCACCUGUUAAAGACAUCUCCUCUACCUUAUUAACAUUAGUAUCUCCUUCACCAGCUAAAGUCGUCUCACCUCCUCUAGUUGUUGAGGUCUCACAUCUGCCACUCAAAGAGGUGUCUGCUCCGUCCUCUGAAGAGGUUACGUCUCCUCCUUCUCAAGAAAAUAUGUCUAACAUCUCUGAAGAGGCUGAACCCAUCAGCAAGCUCACUCCACCACAAAGUAUUCCACCUGCACCACCCCUGCCAACACAGCCAGAAUCAUCAGAGCAGAAGAUUGAGCUUCUACAAGAGAAGGUCUCCUUUGAACCUGAAGCUAACACAGUUUCAUCUAACAGUGUUCUUAUCCCCCCUCAGAAUAUUCCCCCUCCACCUCCCACAGAGCUUCUCCCACAAUCUCAGGUAGUAGCCCCAAAAACUGAGGUUCCACAAACUGUAGAGGCCUCAAAAACUGAUGUUCUGACAACAAAGGAGGCCUCACCUUCACCUCCAUUUGAAGUAUCAAUACCACCACCAUCACCACCUGAAACAUCUUCACCAGAAAAGACUCAAGUACCUGCUCCUUCUGAACCUGUAAACAUUCCUGUACCUCCACCUUUACCAGUUCAGGGGCAUGCCAGCAUUAAGGAGCAGCCUAUUCCUUUAAGCACAGAGAAUAAAACCCAAGAGCAGACUUCUACCCCAGUUGUGCAAGAAGAACCUAUUCCCAUUGUCACCCCUUCCCUCCUGCAGAUGGUCAAAUUGCGGUCAGUCAGCAGCAGCCCUGAGCCCCCCAAAGCUGAAGAGCAGCAACCACAGGCUGAGGUCACAAGCAGCAAUCAGUUCCCAUCCUCAUCUGCUAAUGGUGAGGCUCCUCAGAAGCCCAUCAGAAAAUCUCUAAUCAUGACCUCUUCUACACCCAUUCCUCCACCGGAAACAGUCCCUUCGCAACCAACUGUGCCCAAGUCCCAAGCUGCCGUGGUUCCUCCUUCAUCUUUGUCCAUAGCCACCUCCCCUACGAAAAAGACUUAUUCUGCCGUGAACACUAACCGUUCCAUGAACCUACAGGAAGCCAUCCGCAUGAGGACAGCAGCCAGAUCUCAACAAAGUCCAGUGUCUCGCCUUAGCUUGCAGCCUCCAACGUCACCACUGGACCUUCACAAGUCCCCCAGCAGCACUGCAAGCUUUAUCUUCUCCAAGAGCAACAGGAAUGUUGUGACUGAGACCAAGCCAAUGCCGGUGGCCAAGGAAGAUGUACAGAAGGGGACCAGUGAAGCAGAGUCAAUGAAUAAGGGAGCCAAGGUGCCACCACCUGUUGCAAAGAAACCCAAAACAAGGGGCAGCGAGGUUGAGACGAGUGAAGAUGUGGACCAAACUGCAAGACAGGAAGCGCAGCAGGAAAGUAUCAAAGAUGCUGCAGAGAAAACAAAUGGAACAGCUGGUACUGUUGAAGGAGGGUCGUCAUAAACAUGAUUAUAAAGACUGAAGGAGACCUCUGCAACUGGAUAAAGAUGGAUGAGAUGCUUCACUCAGAAACUGCUUUUUUUUUUUUUUUAAGGUUUUGGAGUUGUUUGAAUUUAAUGGUGUGGGUCCUAAUUUUCUUGAGAGCUCAUUUUGCAUUUUAUAAAGAGAUGUAUAUUUUCUUUACCAGAGGGUCUUUGUCGCCCUCUAGUGUCAAAUAGUGAUUGUACCACUUAUGUCCUGCUGAAUCAAUCCUUUAGUCAGUACUUGGAACAAUGGGACUUUUGGGCACUCAUCUGUAAAUAUAGCAGCAUUAUGUUUAUUUAACAUAUCGAGUAAUGGUGGAUUUCUUCUACAGAGUUAUGUUCUGUAUCUUUUCCAAAAGUUUCCACACUAAUUGUAUUUGUUCCAAAUACUAUUAAUUAUCUUAAGUUAUUUUUUCUGUCAUGUUUAGAGGACGACCUCUACAGACAGUCUUCUUUGCCAUUUUUGCUAAAGAAUGACAUAAUAAAACAGUCUGUUGCGUAGCUCUACAAGCAUGCAAAUUUAUAUUUUAGAUCACAGACACAUCACACACUAGAAUGAUUAUAGUGCACAUUUUCUGCUGCUUUUUAGUUACAGAUAAUGGAGGCAAUGCCUUUCUUCCCAGUUAUGGCUUAAACUGUGGGAUAUUUCUGUAUUGAACUAUAAUAUAUUUCAAACUGGUUUUGCAGACAACUGUAAGAAUCACCAUUUAUAAAGAAAAAUUAAAGAUUUAUCGAUAAACUAAAA